UCAGCUGAUGGGUCUUCUUAUUGGUAACUUUACCGCUUUGUCAAAGUGUUUCUGAUUGUUUGCGCGCUUUCAAAGUGCCAUAUGUAUUUUGUAACGGUUUUGUGGGUUGUUAAGCUGUUUUAUACCGGCCAGCUGCGUGUGAUGUUUCAGAGGAAGCCGCUUUCCUAGCGAUACGAGUGUGAAGUGCUCCUCGGUGCGGACAGGAAUAGAGCAACACUGGAUAAACAGUGGUGUGGGUUUGGCAAGAGCCCAUUAUGAGAAACAGCCUCCCUCGAACCUGCGCAAGUCAAACUUCUUCCACUUCGUUCUUGCCCUGUAUGACCGGCAGGGACAGCCCGUCGAGAUCGAGAGAACCUCCUAUGUGGACUUUGUGGAAAAAGACAAAGAAUACAAUGGCGAGAAGACCAACAAUGGCAUCCACUACAGGUUACAGCUUCUCUACAGCAACGGUAUCAGGACAGAACAGGAUCUGUUUGUUCGAUUAAUAGAUUCCAUGACUAAACAGCCAAUCCUUUAUGAAGGCCAAGACAAAAACCCAGAGAUGUGUCGCGUUCUCCUCACCCAUGAGAUCAUGUGCAGCCGGUGUUGUGACAAGAAGAGCUGCGGGAACCGAAACGAGACGCCAUCUGAUCCUGUCAUCAUCGACAGAUUUUUCCUGAAAUUCUUUCUCAAGUGUAAUCAGAACUGUUUGAAAAAUGCAGGGAAUCCCAGAGACAUGAGGCGAUUUCAGGUGGUGGUGUCCACCACAGUGAACGUGGAUGGGCAUGUCCUGGCCGUGUCAGAUAACAUGUUUGUCCACAACAACUCCAAACAUGGGCGGAGGGCGCGACGUCUGGACCCUUCUGAAGCAGCCACUCCAUGCAUAAAGGCCAUCAGUCCCAGUGAAGGAUGGACGACUGGGGGGGCCACUGUCAUCAUCAUUGGGGACAACUUCUUUGACGGAUUACAAGUGGUCUUUGGCACAAUGUUAGUUUGGAGUGAGCUCAUCACACCUCAUGCUAUCCGGGUGCAGACGCCCCCUAGACACAUCCCUGGGGUCGUGGAGGUCACACUCUCCUACAAGUCCAAGCAGUUCUGCAAAGGAGCUCCGGGACGCUUCGUCUACACAGCUCUGAAUGAACCCACCAUAGACUACGGCUUCCAGAGGCUACAAAAGGUCAUCCCUCGUCACCCUGGAGACCCGGAGAGAUUACCUAAGGAGGUUCUUCUGAAAAGAGCUGCAGAUCUGGUGGAGGCGCUGUAUGGAAUGCCUCAUAACAAUCAGGAUAUCAUUUUAAAGCGUGCUGCAGACCUGACGGAGGCGCUGUACAGUGUGCCGCGGAGCCAUAACCAGUUGCCCUCACUGACAGGCUCCAGCGCUCACUCUGGCAUGAUGGGAGUUAACUCUUUCAGCAGCCAGCUCGCCGUCAACAUUUCUGAGGCCUCACAGGGAGACCAAGGUUACUCUCGUAACUCAAACAGCGUGUCUCCUCGUGGGUAUGUGCCGAGCUCCACACCCCAGCAGUCCAACUACAACACCAUCACCUCCACCAUGAACGGAUACGGAGCCGGGAUGACCAACCUGGGCGUCCCUGCAUCCCCGAGUUUCCUCAACGGAUCCGCCGCCAACUCUCCUUACGCAAUCACCCCCUCCAGUCCUCUGUUGGAGCAUCAUGCCUCCUCUUCCACCUCUUCUUCAUGCAUCCCUACUUCCAUCUCUCUGUCUGCGGGCCCUUUCUCAUUCUCUCCUGUCCAUAUGAUCUCUGCAGUCAAACAGAAGAGCGCCUUCGCGCCUGUCGUCCGGCCACAGACCUCCCCGCCCCCCACCUGCACCAGCACCAAUGGGAGCAGUCUACAGGCUAUGGCCGGUCUGAUAGUCCCUCCCAUGUGAAGAGGAACCUGAUCUUCCUCUAAGGCUUCAUUGAGCCCACAACAAACUCACUGGCUCAACAAAUCUGUCUGACACUCUCUUAUCGAACUUCACCAGUCCUAUGAGGAGCUGCCCGAAAAGAACAUUUACACCUGGAUUGCUAAUAGAAAAAAAGAAGAAGAAAAGUAAACCUGGCCUGAAAAUGUCCCAUGUCCUGAAAUGUCAAUAGAUGUGUUUAUUUUGCCCUCUAUGACUUCAUCCUUGGAGACUCGCCAUACCAGGUGGCAUUUCGAACAGGACGCAUAAAAGCUGGAUAUUAUCGCAAUGUGAACGAGAGGCCGAGGUUUUGAUACAUCCACGGCUGAAGGGGCUUCUUUGCAUGGCUGAUGUUGUCUGUAGACCGUUCGUUUCAUACUGUAUGUCUGUCCUGUUUCCACUGUGAGAAGAGAGACGCCACUCAUCCAGAUGGGACUGUGAUGGCUCAAAAGGCCAUUCAGAAAGGAUUCAUUCCUAAUUACAAAAUCCAGUGUCUUUGGUUUUUAACAUCAAGCUGAUUUUAUUUCCUUUCGCUUUUGUUUUAAACCAUCAAAAGUGAUGCACAAACAAACACAAAAUGAUCCCAGACUGUAAUUUAGUAAUCGUCAGGAUUUUGGAUGUCAGUCAUUUUUACUCAUACCGUUAUUGUAGUUCCAGUAUAGUUCCAGGUGUGUGGAUAGGUAGAUUUAAGCCAGGAAUGCUUUCUGCGGUUUUAAUCACAUUUAGGUACCAGACUUAUUGUUGAACUUCUUAUUGUGCUUUUUUGUAUGUAUUUAUAAAGUUCGUUCCAGGAUUUCUUUGGUGAGUUAGGCCAGAACAAUAGUAUCAAAUAUCUAUGUCAACUCAUUUGAUGUCUUAAUACCUUUUAGAUAUUGUAAAAAGAGUGAAAAAUAAAAGGGAUUGUCAUUUUUGUUUUUACAAAAAAAAAAAAAAAAGUCCAGACAUGACCAGGACACCUUUUUUUCAAAGCAGGGUGCAAAUCUCCACCACUUUUGUAAAAAAAAAAAAAAAAAAAAAAAAAAAAAAACUGACAAAACAUUUUUUUCAAUCAUAUAUUUAAUGUUUUUGCAAAAUGCAUUUGUGUUCUUGUUCCUCCUCUUGUCUCGUGUGUUCUCGUGAAACGUGUAUGAUCAUAGUUAUUUCCUAAUGCACUAUUUUUGUUGGGGCACUUACAAGAGCUAUGUAUCUUAGCAAGCAGAUGAAAAUAAUAAUAAUAAAAAAAGAACAAAAAAAAUGUAAAACAUACAAAUAUGCACCAGUAUGUUUUCAGAUGAUUGUUUGGAUUGAUUGCUCUUUGCUUUGGUCAUGAUAACUGAAAUGGCUAAUCAUUCAUCAUGUAAUUUUGUUAAUGUUUCUAACAUGUUUCCAUAAUACUUCUCUGUCCUUGUUGAGGUUUAUUUUAUAUUAGAUAUGUGUUGUUUUGCCACAUAGCGUCGAGUGGUGAAAAGUCAAAUAAAUUGUGCUGAUAAAUAUGCCAUGUUUAAUGUAUCACAUCAGAGAAGUCCAAACCUGAAAUGGAGCACAUUUUGACGUGGAAAAAUGAAUUGACGUCAGUGUUGCUGGUGAUAUUGUUAGUUGUUGCACACAUAUGCACAAGUUAUGCAAUUUGUAUUUAAAUGCAACUCGCAAUCCACAUUUCAGUGGAUUAGCUGUGAAAUUAAUUAAUGUAAGGAGAUAUAAUGAUGCCUUAAAACAGGAUGCGCUCCAGGACAGUGUGUUAAAUCACAAAUCAAAACAAUAAUCUGUGAUAUGAUGCAUUUAAAUACUGUCGAAACAGCAAUGUUUUAGGUCUUCGUAGGGAAAAUGUGGAAAAUCAUUGCGAUGACUUCAGUAAUCAUCACAUUGCAGGUUGUCAUCUUCAUGAAGUGGUUUCUUAGUCAUGUUUGGUUUUGUUUCUGUUUGCGAUUAAAUAUCACAGACUGACCACUUUGAAUCAAUGUAAUUUUAAUAUUCCAGUCAUGAUUUUCUCUAUUUUCCUGAAGUGAGUGAAGGUGUGUGUUUGCUACAAUGUAAUGUGAAAGAAAUUGUGAUUUCUGAAGACCUCUUUUAAUUUCACAGGUGACAUAAUUACAGUACUUCACAUUUAUCCUUUUGGGGUUUAGACAUAAAUGGGGUAAAGAAAAUACAAUUUGACAGUGCCCUAUUAUACUAAAACAGCUGAAUUCAAUCUCAAAGUUCACAUGAAAACAUCUCUGGCAGAAAACACACACACAUACACACACACACACACACACACACACACACACACACACACACACAAACACGUGUCCAUCUAUUUCACCCAUGCAUUCAGUUUCCUAAUAGCUUGUGAAAGGUUUUUUGCCAUAGAUGUAGAGAGCUGGCUUUUGGUUUUCUUUUUCAAAACCUGUUUUCUUUGGAAAUGUUGACUUCGAGGUGAAAUGGAGAA
Molecule: messenger RNA, 4292 nt
Organism: Cyprinus carpio (common carp)
Lineage: Eukaryota; Metazoa; Chordata; Actinopteri; Cypriniformes; Cyprinidae
Product: transcription factor COE3-like
Biological process (GO): regulation of transcription by RNA polymerase II
Molecular function (GO): RNA polymerase II cis-regulatory region sequence-specific DNA binding; DNA-binding transcription factor activity, RNA polymerase II-specific
Source: RefSeq, a predicted model, not a curated record